UAUAUAGCUAUUGAUGCUCCAUGGCAUACUAUACACAGUUAUUCAGUUAUUCACUGGUCGUCCAAAAUGGCGACCACGAACGAUUCGAAGGCGCCUUUGCGCCAAGUAAAAAGAGUACAAUUUGGUAUAUUAUCCCCAGAUGAGAUCCGACGAAUGUCAGUCACUGAAGGGGGCAUUCGCUUCCCAGAAACUAUGGAAGGUGGAAGACCUAAGCUUGGUGGGCUUAUGGACCCACGACAAGGGGUAAUUGAUAGAAGUUCCAGAUGUCAGACUUGUGCAGGAAAUAUGACAGAAUGUCCUGGACACUUUGGACAUAUAGAUUUAGCCAAACCAGUUUUUCACAUUGGUUUUAUUACUAAAACAAUAAAAGUCUUAAGAUGUGUUUGCUUUUAUUGUUCAAAACUGCUUGUUAGCCCGACAAACCCAAAAAUAAAAGAAGUUGUAAUGAAAUCAAAAGGUCAACCUCGAAAAAGGUUGACGUACGUCUAUGAUUUAUGUAAGGGUAAAAAUAUUUGUGAGGGGGGAGAAGACAUGGAUAUAGGAAAAGAGGGAGAGGAAGGAAAGAGAGGGUCAGGCCAUGGGGGUUGUGGUCACUACCAACCUUCCAUUAGACGACAGGGUUUAGAUUUGACCGCAGAAUGGAAACGUGCUAAUGAAGAUACUCAAGAUAAGAAAAUAAUCAUCACUGCUGAACGAGUUUAUGAAAUUUUAAAACACAUUACAGAUGAAGAGUCAUUUAUUUUGGGCAUGGACCCCAAAUUUGCACGACCAGACUGGAUGAUUGUAACAGUUCUUCCAGUUCCACCAUUAGCAGUAAGACCUGCUGUUGUUAUGUUUGGAUCCGCCAAGAACCAAGAUGACUUGACCCAUAAACUUGCAGAUAUAAUUAAAGCAAACAAUGAGUUAAUGAGGAAUGAACAGUCUGGUGCUGCUGCUCAUGUCUUAACUGAUAAUAUUAGGAUGUUACAGUUUCAUGUGGCCACAUUUGUAGAUAAUGAUAUGCCUGGAAUGCCAAAAGCUAUGCAAAAAUCUGGGAAACCUCUCAAAGCAAUAAAAGCACGUUUAAAGGGUAAAGAAGGAAGAAUCAGAGGAAAUCUAAUGGGAAAACGUGUGGACUUUUCUGCUCGGACUGUCAUUACACCCGACCCUAACCUACGUAUUGACCAAGUAGGAGUCCCCAGGUCCAUUGCUCAAAAUUUAACAUUUCCUGAAUUAGUAACACCAUUCAACAUAGAUAGGAUGCAAGAAUUAGUUAGACGUGGUAAUGCACAAUAUCCAGGAGCUAAAUACAUUGUACGAGACAAUGGAGAAAGAAUAGAUCUACGUUUCCAUCCUAAACCAUCAGACUUACAUUUGCAAUAUGGAUAUAAAGUAGAACGACAUUUGAGAGACGAUGACCUGGUUAUUUUCAACAGACAGCCUACACUACACAAGAUGAGUAUGAUGGGUCAUAGAGUAAAAGUAUUACCAUGGUCAACAUUUCGAAUGAACUUGAGUUGUACUUCGCCAUACAAUGCUGAUUUUGAUGGAGAUGAAAUGAAUUUACAUGUACCACAAUCCAUGGAAACUCGUGCAGAAGUAGAAAAUAUACACAUAACCCCACGUCAGAUUAUAACCCCACAAGCCAACAAACCUGUUAUGGGUAUUGUACAAGAUACAUUGACUGCUGUAAGAAAAAUGACAAAACGAGAUGUAUUUUUGACCAAAGAGCAGGUCAUGAAUUUACUUAUGUUUUUGCCCACAUGGGAUGGAAAAAUACCUCAGCCUUGUAUUUUAAAACCACAGCCACUUUGGACUGGAAAACAAAUAUUUACUCUGAUCAUUCCUGGAAAUGUUAAUAUGGUUCGUACUCAUUCCACUCAUCCCGACGAAGAAGAUGAUGGACCAUACAAGUGGAUAUCACCUGGGGAUACAAAAGUAGUAGUAGAACAUGGCGAGUUGCUCAUGGGUAUUUUAUGUAAAAAGUCUCUUGGUGCAUCUGCUGGUUCUUUGCUCCACAUUUGCAUGUUAGAACUGGGCCAUGAAACUGCUGGACGUUUCUAUGGUAAUAUUCAAACUGUGAUUAAUAAUUGGCUUUUAUUAGAAGGACACUCAAUUGGUAUCGGCGAUACUAUCGCUGAUCCGCAAACAUAUCAAGAAAUUCAGCGUGCCAUAGUAAAAGCUAAAGAUGAUGUCAUAGAGGUUAUUCAAAAAGCGCACAAUAUGGAAUUAGAGCCUACACCUGGUAACACACUCAGACAGACAUUCGAAAAUCAAGUAAAUCGUAUUUUAAACGACGCUCGUGACAAAACUGGAGGUUCUGCGAAAAAAUCUCUUACAGAAUAUAACAAUUUAAAAGCUAUGGUGGUUGCAGGUUCUAAAGGUUCAAAUAUUAAUAUUUCUCAGGUUAUUGCCUGUGUAGGUCAACAAAACGUAGAAGGAAAACGUAUUCCGUUUGGCUUCCGUAAAAGAACAUUGCCUCAUUUCAUUAAAGACGAUUAUGGUCCUGAAUCAAGAGGUUUCGUAGAAAACUCAUACCUUGCUGGUUUGACACCUUCCGAAUUUUAUUUCCACGCUAUGGGGGGUCGUGAGGGUCUUAUUGAUACUGCUGUAAAAACCGCUGAAACGGGUUAUAUUCAACGACGUUUAAUAAAGGCUAUGGAGUCUGUUAUGGUACAUUACGAUGGCACUGUUCGUAACUCUGUAGGACAGUUGAUUCAGUUGAGAUACGGCGAAGAUGGCUUGGCAGGAGAAACAGUAGAAUUCCAAAAUCUUCCGACAAUCAAACUGUCUAAUAAGGCAUUUGAAAAGAAAUUUAAAUUUGAUCCAACCAAUGAGAGAUAUUUGAAGAGAAUUUUCAAUGAAGAUAUUAUAAAGGAGCUUACCGAGUCAGGAUAUGUUAUUGCUGAUCUUGAAAGUGAGUGGGAACAGUUAUCCAAAGAUAGAGAAGUACUACGCCAAAUUUUCCCCAGUGGAGAAUCUAAAGUUGUACUACCCUGCAAUUUCAGGAGAAUGAUUUGGAAUGUACAAAAAAUUUUCCAUAUCAAUAAAAGAGUCACAACUGAUUUAAGUCCCAUAAAAGUGAUACAAGGUGUUAAGGAUCUUUUAAAUAAAUGUGUUAUAGUAGCUGGUGAUGAUCGCCUGUCUAAACAAGCCAAUGAAAAUGCUACCUUACUCUUCCAGUGCUUAGUAAGGUCUACACUUUGCACAAAAUUUGUUUCUGAAGAUUAUAGACUUUCAAGUGAAGCUUUUGAAUGGCUGAUUGGAGAAAUAGAAACACGUUUCCAACAAGCGCAAGUUAAUCCAGGUGAAAUGGUUGGAGCUCUGGCUGCUCAAUCACUUGGAGAGCCCGCUACUCAAAUGACAUUAAACACUUUCCACUUUGCUGGUGUGUCAUCUAAAAACGUAACACUUGGUGUACCGCGUCUGAAAGAAAUUAUCAACAUUUCAAAGAAGCCGAAAGCGCCUUCACUAACCGUUUUUCUUACCGGAGGGGCGGCUAGAGAUGCAGAGAAAGCUAAAAAUGUGCUUUGUCGAUUGGAACAUACUACAUUGCGAAAAGUUACUGCAAACACGGCCAUUUAUUAUGAUCCUGACCCUCAAAAUACAGUAAUUGCAGAAGAUCAAGAAUUUGUUAAUGUCUACUAUGAAAUGCCUGAUUUUGAUCCUACCAAGAUCUCUCCGUGGUUGCUACGUAUUGAAUUAGAUCGUAAGAGAAUGACGGAUAAGAAACUGACUAUGGAACAAAUCGCAGAAAAAAUAAAUGCAGGAUUUGGAGAUGAUUUGAAUUGCAUUUUCAACGACGACAAUGCUGAAAAACUAGUAUUACGAAUCCGAAUAAUGAAUAAUGAGGAGAGCAAAUUUCAAGAUAAUGAUGAGGAAACUGUUGAUAAAAUGGAAGAUGACAUGUUCCUUAGAUGUAUUGAAGCGAAUAUGUUAUCUGAUAUGACUUUGCAAGGUAUAGAAGCCAUAGCAAAAGUGUACAUGCACUUGCCACAAACAGAAGCUAAAAAGCGAAUCAUCAUAACUGAUCAAGGUGAAUUCAAAGCUAUUGCAGAAUGGUUGUUAGAAACCGAUGGUACAUCGUUAAUGAAAGUACUCUCUGAACGUGACGUCGAUCCAAUACGAACAUUCAGUAACGACAUCUGCGAAAUAUUCCAAGUGUUAGGUAUAGAAGCCGUACGUAAGUCAGUUGAAAAGGAAAUGAAUGCUGUAUUGCAGUUCUAUGGCUUAUACGUAAACUAUCGUCAUCUCGCUCUACUUUGUGAUGUGAUGACUGCAAAAGGUCAUCUCAUGGCUAUUACCCGCCACGGUAUAAAUAGACAAGACACUGGUGCUCUUAUGCGGUGCUCCUUCGAAGAAACAGUAGACGUGCUCCUUGACGCCGCAAGCCACGCUGAAGUAGAUCCUAUGAGGGGUGUAUCUGAGAACAUAAUCAUGGGUCAAUUACCGAGGAUGGGAACUGGCUGUUUUGACUUAUUACUCGACGCCGAAAAAUGUAAACAUGGAAUGGAAAUGGGUGGUCUCGGUGUUGGUAUGGGUGUUGGAGGUGGUAUGUACUUUGGAGUUGGCACUCCUUCAAUGACCCCAUUGAUGACACCAUGGUCAAAUCAAAAUACUCCUGGAUAUGGUGCAUCUGUUUGGUCUCCUGGUCAAGUUGGUAGUAGCAUGACUCCUGGGCCAUCUUUCUCACCAUCAGGAGCCUCAGAUGCAUCGGGAUUGUCACCGGCUUACAGUAGUUCAUGGUCCCCUCAACCUGGCUCACCUGGAUCUCCAGGCGCUCCUCUAUCACCAUAUGCUUCGCCUGCAGGAGCAUCUCCUUCUUAUUCUCCAACUAGUCCAGUCUACGCCGCACCGUCACCUAGUCUUACUCCUACAUCUCCUCAUUAUUCACCUACCAGCCCUUCCUAUUCGCCAACAUCUCCAAAUUAUUCCCCGACGUCUCCUAUUUACUCACCGACUUCGCCAAGUUAUUCACCAACGUCACCAAGUUAUUCCCCUACAUCGCCUUCGUAUUCUCCGACGUCCCCUAGCUAUUCCCCAACUUCACCAAGUUAUUCUCCAACUAGUCCAGCAUAUUCACCAACGUCUCGAAGUUAUUCAGCCACUUCUCCGAGUUAUUCACCGACGAGUCCGUCCUAUUCACCGACGAGUCCGUCAUAUUCACCUACUAGUGCAGCAUAUUCGCCAACAUCUCCAAGAUAUUCGCCUUCUUCACCUAGUUAUUCACCAACAAGCCCAGCGUACAGUCCAGCAUCUCUUAGUUAUUCUCCAUCUUCACCAAAUUAUACACCCACAGCUCCUACUUAUUCGCCUACUAGCCCAGCAUUUACCCCAACGUCACCAGUAUACUCGCCGACAUCUCCGAAUUACUCGCCGUCGUCACCUAAGUAUUCACCAUCUCCUAACUAUUCUCCUACUUCACCGUCACUGGCAGGCAGUCCUAGCAGUCCACAAUAUUCACCGAAAAGUCCACAAUAUUCCCCAACAAGCACGGCAUAUUCUCCUUCAUCGCCCCAACACCCUGGAAGUACACAGUAUUCGCCAUCCUCUCCAAAUUAUUCCCCAUCGUCACCAAACUACUCAUCACCAGGAUAUUCACCUUCAUCGACUAAGUAUUCUCCUACGUCGCCUACUUAUACGUCAACAUCUCCAAAUUAUUCACCAACAUCACCAGCUUAUUCGCCAUCUUCGGCUGGUCCAUCAUAUUCUCCAACCUCACCAAACUAUCCAGCUUCACCUUCACAUGACGACGAUGAUUAGUGUAUUUAUUAGUUGUAGGUAGUGUAAGGAUAUAGUUAAGAUAUUCAUUAAUUGUAAAAAAAAAUAAGUUUUAAGGAAAGUUUUUAUAAAAAUUAGCUAGAUUGAUUAGCUUUUAAAUACGUGUGAAUGUGAUGUAAAUAUAAAUUUAUACUGUAAUACCUUUAAUUCCUUUAAUCAAACAAUUUUAUCUGAUUUUUUCGUUUUGCUUAAGUUAUAUUUGGAAAUAUCCAAUAUUAACUUGUUUUCCUAUUUUAAUACAUUGUUAUUAAAAACUUUUAAGUUUGAUUAUUUCAGUUGGACUGAACUAAAUAUAAUGAUUCUAAACUAUA
This is a messenger RNA of Melitaea cinxia (Glanville fritillary), 6071 nucleotides long. It is a transcript of the gene RpII215, whose product is annotated as DNA-directed RNA polymerase II subunit RPB1. The record is from RefSeq and is a predicted model, not a curated record. Gene Ontology annotation, molecular function: DNA binding. The coding region runs from base 67 to 5742 and encodes 1891 amino acids. Gene Ontology annotation, cellular component: RNA polymerase II, core complex. Gene Ontology annotation, biological process: transcription by RNA polymerase II. NCBI's taxonomy places the organism in Eukaryota, Metazoa, Arthropoda, Insecta, Lepidoptera, Nymphalidae. The transcript has 7 exons.